UUCGAAAAGUCGAAACCCUCUUUCUUGUACGCGUCGUUGAAACGCGAGGAACAAAGCUUGAUCUCCUCCCUCCUCCCUCCCAUCGCCGGAAAAUGGCAACUGGUGGAAAAGUCUCCUUCAAAGUCACUCUCACUUCGGAUCCUAAGCUUCCUUUCAAAGUAUUCAGCGUACCAGAGGGAGCUCCGUUCACGGCGGUUCUGAAAUUCGCGGCGGAGGAGUUCAAGGUUCCUCCCCAAACCAGCGCCAUCAUCACCAAUGAUGGGAUCGGGAUCAAUCCCCAACAGAGCGCAGGAAACGUGUUCUUGAAGCAUGGGUCUGAAUUAAGACUCAUCCCGCGCGACAGAGUUGGAGCUGCGUUUUGUUAAUUGAUCCAUGAAUCUUUGUAACCAGUGAGUGAAACACAGUACCAAAACCAUACUACUAAAAAAAACUUAAAACAUAUUGAAAUGGUUAUUGUACACAACUUUGUUAUCUUUGAAUAAAUAUGUGACGUUCACAUC
Molecule: messenger RNA, 500 nt
Organism: Raphanus sativus (radish)
Lineage: Eukaryota; Viridiplantae; Streptophyta; Magnoliopsida; Brassicales; Brassicaceae
Product: ubiquitin-fold modifier 1
Exons: 4
Coding region: 93-365 (90 amino acids)
Biological process (GO): protein K69-linked ufmylation
Cellular component (GO): nucleus; cytoplasm
Source: RefSeq, a predicted model, not a curated record